AUCCUGUUUCCUGAUCCUGAUCCUGAUCCUGAUCCUGAUCCUGAUCCUGAUCCUGAUGUCCAUUCAAAGACGAGAUGUUUUUAUGAAGUGUCAAAGUGCAGGACGUCUGGAGAUGUUACAGAUUACAUUACAUGUUGUGUAUAUUCGUUCCAUGUGGGUUUGAUGAAUCUGCUCUGCAUUGUGUGUCUGUGUGUGGGUCAGUGCGUGACGUCCGGGUGUGCGUCCGGAGGACCGAGGCCUCGGAGCGAUGCCGGCUGAAGGGAGACGGGUUCCUGCGAGCCGACGUGGACGCUCUGCUGCUCCUGGGGAGGAGCGGGGAGGAGGUGCUCACCUGGCCAUACAGGUACCUGAGACGCUUCGGACGGGACAAGUCCACCUUCUCCUUUGAGGCCGGCCGGCGGUGUGACUCCGGCGAGGGCAGCUUUGAGUUUGAGACCCAACGAGGUAACUUCCUGUUCCAGGCGGUGGAGUCCGCCAUCAACCGGCAGCGGAUCUCCUUCCCUCAGAGACAGACCUCCUACCAGGCCGGUCCUGAGGCCGCUGAGGACCCCCCCCUGGUCCCGAGCAGGACGGCCCCGCUGCCACAACUGCGGGGCCAUGUGCCACAAUCUGCAGCUGCUCAGGGAGUCGAUGACGUCUACAGCAUGGUGAGCCAAACUCCAACCAUACAGAAGAGUCAUCAUCGAGACAAAGACAGCUCCUCCCCUUCGCAUCAGAAACCACAGCAGCGCCUCCAGACCCGACUGGAGCCCCCGGUGGAAAAAAUGCUGACGGGGGUGAAGAGUUUGACCCUGGACACCCGCGGCCACCUGCCCCCUCACAAGAACCAGGUGAAGAUGAUCUCCAGCCUCCCCCUACCCCACGCCGAGCCGGGCCCCCACAAGACCUACUCCCAGAUCGUCCUGCCGGGAGACAGCGCCGUGCCCCCCCCAGCCCCCCCUCCGGUCCCUCCACAGGAUCCGGGCUACUCCCUCCCCUUCGACACCAUUGGCGCGCCCUCGGUGAUCUUAGGUCAGAGAGCGGAGCCCGGCCCCGACCCGCUCUACGACAGCAUCGACGAGAUGAAGAUCAGGAACGUCUUCCCAAGCGGCGACGCCGGGGCGGCUAACAGAAAGCUGGAGCACAUCUACGACGAGCCCGAGAGCUGCGCCGCCCCCGCCGUCCCCGCUUCCUUGUACGACGACCCGGAGGAGGUGAGGGGAGACGCCUGGAGGGUCAUGGGCACGGAGGCUGACCCCAAAGGUCACGAAUACCCGUACAACCCCUGCGUUGAUGACUAUGCCGUGCCCAAACGGGCCAAAAGGGCGCUGCUCGCGGCGCGCAGCACCAACGAAGAAGGGAAGGAAGAAGACGGGGAGGGAGAGCAGGAGGAGGAGAAGGAGGGAGAGGAGGAUUCGCCAUACACCAACGUGAUGGUGAAGAUCCCAUAGAGGAGAUGAGAUCCAGCAUCUGGUCUUCAUUUGCUUCUUCUUCUUCAGCUUGUGUCUUCAUUUAGUCCAAAUGUCCACAUUCCUGUGGCAUGAACCAGAGACCAGAUGCUCCAGCUGCAUUCUCCCUAAUGUCCACCAGGGGGUUGCUCCUCUGUGAGAAGAUGACAAGGACCAAGAUGGUCCCACUGGACAUCCGUCACAGCCUUUAUUCAAGCGCCUUGUGCCUGUUAGCCUGUUAACGUGUUAGCAUCAUUUUCUGGACUCUAGUUUGAUGAUGUAAAGUCUUCCUCUGUCGCUCCUGCAGCUAGAUGUUUAUUUCCUGUAGUAGUAUGAAAUGAUCUUGUACUCACUCAUCAACGUCACUCAUAUCAGCUUCAACCCUUUAAUGUCAGAUGAGAACACAAUUCUUCCGGAUGUCGGAGCGCCUGUGAACGCACCACUGGACUGGUGGAGCAUCAGGCUGCUGUUUGUAUGUUUAUCAGGCACGUCUACACGACUCUUUAAUCUUCAUUAAUUCCUCUUUUGUUCGUUAUUAAAAGGACAUUUUGGAAUACAGAGAGAAAUGCUUUAAGGUUGUUAUAGAAUGAAUGUGAUGGCUUCCAGGAGAAAGCAGCAGGAGUUUACCGUUAAUGUAGCCAAUCAGAAGGAACAAAGAAAUCAUCAUCAUCAUCAUCAGCUCCUUGGCUUUUUAGCUAAUUUUGUUUUCAAAGUGAGCAAUAAAAUAUUAUUCUUCCAA
This is a messenger RNA of Gasterosteus aculeatus aculeatus (three-spined stickleback), 2166 nucleotides long. NCBI's taxonomy places the organism in Eukaryota, Metazoa, Chordata, Actinopteri, Perciformes, Gasterosteidae. The record is from RefSeq and is a predicted model, not a curated record.